AUGGUACUGGGUUCUGUUGAUGCUGUGGUACUGGGUUCUUUUGAUGUUGUGGUACUGGGUUCUGUUGAUGCUGUGGUACUGGGUUCUGUUAAUGCUAUGGUACUGGGUUCUGUUGAUGCUGUGGUACUGGGUUCUUUUGAUGUUGUGGUACUGGGUUCUGUUGAUACUGUGGUACUGGGUUCUGUUAAUGCUGUGGUACUGGGUUUUGUUGAUGCUGUGGUACUGGGUUUUGUUGAUGCUGUGGUACUGGGUUCUGUUGAUGCUGUGGUACUGGAAUGUGACAGUGAACAUGUUGAUCAGAAAAGACAUCAGAACAGCGGAUUUACCCGAAACUCACGACACCGAAGUAUCCGACACAGACAAAAUCCUCAUCUUAACCAUCGGCACCAGUCACCUGCACAUCACCCCGGUCAUCAUGACCGAACUGACAGAACACCUAAACUCCCAAAAACUAGUGGAAAGGAUCGUCAGACACAACACAGGAGGUCAGACCAAAAACAUCUCUCCGCAUUCCACCAAAUAGAAUCAUCUGCGACCCUUCAGUUGGCAAAAGAAAAAAAUUCUCCUCACCACAAAUCAAAAUUAUCGUCGCAUCCAAAGACCCCCAGUCGAACAUCAAAACAAAACCAUGGGACCGAUUAUCAGCACAAUAGCAAGAGUCCAAGAACAGACGAAAAUAAAAUGCAACGUCACCCUCCUUUCAGGUACAGUCGGCGUCGUGAAUAUAGGCGUCGCUAUGGAUACGGACAAAGGGCACCUGCUUCUGUCUCCAGAUUGGAACAAAGAAUGCGGCCCAAACUUAGCGUGGCUAUACAUAACCUGAAACACACCAUGUCCAAUAUGCUUGAAAUUAUGCAGAAGAAAGUAGAAAAGGUCGGCGAACGUUUCGCAAAUAUCAACACCGAUGCACGACAUGACAUCACGGAGGUGAAAACACAGUUGAAAGUCAUCCAUGAUGAAAAUAAUCGCGCUUACGACGCACUACUUGAUGUCACGCAGCUCGUGCGUUUUGUGCACCUGAGGGCGUACGAGAGACGAGUAGCACCAGUAUCAAUGAGCUUACUACCAGAUAUGCAAUUCAAAGACUUCAGCUAUGAAGUAGUUCUCGCGGACCAAAGGCAGAACCGUGCAAGGACCAUGCAUAUGGUCCUAGAAAGAAUAAAAAGUCGGUGUAUGGAGCAGGAACAGAAAUACAGCUCAAUAGUCCAAAGAUAUAAUAGCAGAGAUGCAAGGGCGCUCUUUGUGGAUAUUGCUCGUUUUAGACGUAAAAUAGAAACCAGAUUAUACGGACAAAUCCGGGGUGAUGUCCGACAACGCAUACACACGUACCAGCGGUACCUGAACACUGUAACGGACCAAUAUAUGGACGCACGAAACUUCUCAUUUACCGCGAAUAAGGAAAUCAGAGCUGUCCAACGAGAUGUACAGAGAAACAUUGCAUUACGAAAUGCCUAUUUGGAGAGACGUCUACCUCAUACCGAAAUCGUUUACCAAACAACAGCGCCAAUUACCAAUAUGGAUGAUAUAGACCAAGUGGCAUUGAAAAGCUAUCAAAAAGCCAGACAAUUAGGACGUACUGUCGAGUCCAUGGCAAGGACCAUCAUUCCAAUAUUGCAGAAAGCAAAGAGAUUUAUAGAGGAACGAAAGGAAACUGGAAGUAAUGUGCGUUUGCAGUUGUUUGCAAUUGUUGGCAGACUGGCCGGUACUAUCGUGAAUCUCGACAAGACAAUGGACCAGUUACGUGUCUUACUGGCAGACGAGACUAUACUCCGCGAGCGAUGUGAAGACUUAGUCACUGGAUCUGGUGGAGGCGAUGAUGAUGAUAUGGUCAUCGAUUGUGAGCAAUAUAUCACCAUAUUAGGAAGUGGUGAGGAUGAUUUAAUAACCGCGCGUGUUACAACUCCAAGACCGAGCCCUUCUUCCACAUUGGUACCUCAUUACAAAUCUACAACUCCGCGACCAUCAACAAAAGUGCAUUCAACACCAAAACCUAAAACUACGACACUACGUCCUACAACUCCGCGCCCAUCAACAACGAAAUCUUCAACACCAAAAGCUAAAACAACCACACUACUUCCGACAACUCCGAGUCCAACCACAACAGUGACGCCAACACCAAAACCUAAAACAACCACAUCACGUCCUACAACUCCGCGCCCAUCAACAACGAAAUCUUCAACACCCAAACCCAAAACAACCACGCCACGUCCUACAACUCCAAGUCUAACUACAACAGUGAAGUCAACACCAAAACCUAAAACAACAACACCACUUCCGACAACUCCGAGUCCAACCACAACAUUGACGUCAACACCAAAACCUAAACCAACCACACCACUUCCAACAACUCCGAGUCCAACCACAACAGUUACCUCAACUCCGCAACCAAGAACAACGCGUCAUUUAAAAACAUCCACAACAACCACAUCAACCACUACCACCACAACACCAGUUCCAUCGACAACUACCACCACAACACCAGUUCCAUCGACAACUACCACCACAACACCAGUUCCAUCGACAACUACUACCACAACACCAGUUCCAUCGACCACUACCACCACAACACCAGUUCCAUCGACCACUACCACCACAACACCAGUUCCAUCGACAACUACCACCACAACACCAGUUCCAUCGACCACUACCACCACAACACCAGUUCCAUCGACAACUACCCUAUCAAAAAAACCUCGAUAUCCCGUAUCACUGUCAACAACAACAAAAACAGUUACUGUAUCGUCUGACGAUGAAGAUAUCAUCUUCAGUGGAGAUGAAAUGUUUUAUCCAACUACAGAUAAAUUGUCAACAACCGUACUUCAAAGCAAAAGUCCUGUUACUACCAGUUCUCCUCACACAACCACCACUACAAGCAUCCCAACAACUCUUGAGAGUAAACCCACAACGGCUGCCCCAACUACAACUACGGAAGCAGUCACUACGACAGAGAUAGGCGCAACCAUUGAAAUUGGCAGUGGAAAGGAGGAAUCCGACUUCACAAUCGAGGAAAGUAAAGAGAACGAGGAUUCGGAUGGUGGAUGGGGCGGCUGGCUUUGGGGAGGUGAUGACCCUAAUGUCGGAGCUUACGAGAAUUCAUUUAGAAACAAAUUGCAGAAGAGAGCAGAGGAGGAACGAGAGAAAUCUGACGAUCUGAUAGCAAGGUCUAUUCCAAUCAACCGCAGACAUGAUUUGAUCCUGGAGAGAUGGGGCACUGUGAAAGAAAACGUAGCCAUCAUGAGAGAUUUUGUAAACAAUGUCACCGAAGUGGAAGCCAUUUGGAUGGACGCCGAGCCCAACAUUGAAUCUACACAUGACAAGAUAGUCAAAUUAAACGCAAAGAUUAAUCAGCAUGAUAUAAGUAUCCGGAACAGGAUCGAAAAGGCAAAGAAAAUAGCAAUAUCACAAGUGAAGAAGGCAGAAUCUAGUCUAAAUGGCCAGGAAACGUCACCAUCACGUCGACACGUGGAAAUGAUGACGGAUCUACUUGUUAAAGCUGACACUGUCCGAUCAAAUAUGCAACAGAUCAAGGAAAUCACUGGCCGUCCAGAUGUUCAGCCUUGUUUGACCGUACAGAGGGAGGCCACCAACCUUCGUAACAACAUAACAGAACUCAGGAAAAAGAUAGACAGAGCUCGAGCUAUCUUCUCAGCGCUUCCCGUAUCCAUAGCAAUGGUGGAAGGGAGAGAAUAUAAUGCCGACGUGCCAUCAACAAGUGAAAUUGUGUCACCCAUGACGUCACUCGAGGUGUGCAUUAAGCCUGAAAGGUCGGGGAUGACGGUAGCAAGUUUCCAUGGUAAUGGAACAGUUGCCUAUGAUAUAGAACUUGUGGAAAACAUUCCAACUGUGUCUAUCACGGGUGCUGAUGGGGAACUUUACGGUACUCUACAAUCAUCCGUCAUCAUUGAGAUGUCGCAGUGGUACAAUUUACAUGUCACUAGAUCUGGCCACACUGUAGCGAUGCGAACCACGCGACUGGUCAAUGAUACCGAACCUAUCCUGGAGACAGCUGCUUUCCCCAAUAUGCAAGUGUUGCAAAGAGCUCCGACAUCGAUCCAACUUGGAAGUUCCAAUCCUCCCGGUCUGGGGAAUACUGAUACGUUAGGCUGUAUAGGACGUGUGAUAAUCAACGGGCAAGCUGUGGGAUUGGCACAUGCUGGAUCUAUAGAACAACCUGCGAAGACUUGUACCUCCGGAUGUGCGUCAUCUACUGCACCGUCAAUGGUAUUUGAUGGAGAUGGAUAUGUAAUGUUUCCUAUAUCUGUGUUACGCCCCAAUUCCCGAGUGGACAGCCUGUAUCUGAAAUUUUCAACAAGACAGCGGGAAGGCAUUCUUCUCUUGCUUAAUGACAAAGUGGAACAGCAUUUGCAGAUGUUACUUUCGGUGUCUGAAGGUUUCAUACAUAUGGAAGCAAGGACAAAGAGGGGAACGACUGUUCUUAGAAGCAACGAAAACAUAUACGCCGAUGGAUUAUUUCACAUCGUAGAGGUAAAUGUACAGACUGAGAUAGAAGCGACAUUGGAUGGCGUGCCAGGAACAUUUUCCCAGGAAACCUCAACACAAGAAAUCCCGACGAGGAUAGAUGAAGGAAUUUACGUCGGUGGAUUAGGGUCGAAGAGUCACAUAAUUGCUGGUAAAACUAAACUAAGAUCUCUGACAGGCUGCAUUUCAACACUGCGUAUAACAGACAAAACUGUUCCUAUGUAUAUGCUACAGGAAAGCAAGAACGUGGUGUAUGGUUCAUGUACAGAUAGUGUGUGGCAUCACUGUGUCCGUUUUACGGAUAAUAGUGUACCAGUAACGUUAGGAGACAACCUGGAAUCAAGUCGGGUAUUCAUCACUGUUAGUACCGCAGCUAUUGGAACAGUAGUCAACUAUAAACGGAAAGACAAAUUCAACAUAAACAUAGAACUGGAUGAUUCUGGUGUGACCAUCACCGAGAGUAUUGUGGGCAAUGAAGAAAAACUGUUCACUACAUCGAAUAACGAAGAUAGAUGGAUGACCCUCCUAAUAGAAGAUUUAACGGACAAAGUGAAAGUUACUCUGAAUGGGACGUCAGUGACACUUCAACAUAAACAGAAAGGAUGGUUUGCUACGGGAGAUGACAGUUCCUCGGUAUAUCAGAUCACUAUCGGAGGAGAGGAGGGCGAUGACCUGGCCACGUUUGAUGGGGGAAUAGCACGUGUUAUUGUCAAUGACGUGUUGAAAGACCUUGCUUCAUCUGCAGAUGUUCACAACCUCCUUGGAUGUGAAAAACUCAUUCCUGAGUUACCGGAAAUGGAGAAAGACAUGAAACCUGUAUGUUGAUAUUGUCCUACCAUGUAAAAUACAGUGUGUACAGCUAAUACCAUCUCCAAGGGGAGGA
Ylistrum balloti is the source of this 5362-nucleotide messenger RNA. RefSeq lists its product as uncharacterized. Bases 1 to 5304 code for a protein of 1767 amino acids. The transcript is spliced from 25 exons. Lineage: Eukaryota; Metazoa; Mollusca; Bivalvia; Pectinida; Pectinidae. The record is from RefSeq and is a predicted model, not a curated record.